UCGGCUCGCUUGACCAUCAUUAUUAUCAGUGAACAUAAGCAACUCUAUUCAUAGCACCAGACUGCUUUAUUUACAUUAACUAGUGCUUUGAUACAUUAAAUAUCGACUCUUCUCUUCUUUCUACCUAAGCUCAAAAGGCCAUAUACUACUUAUUAUGAAUGCUCCACAAUCUGAUUCACACUCACGCCUCCAAUCCUCAAGGUUUAUCAACUAAAUUGUUCUGUCAACUUUCUGAUUGUGUUGCUUAUCUAUCUACUAGGCAUAGUUUUCCUUAUCAACUGACAUGUUUCGUCACUUUUCUGCCACUCAUACCGACCCAAAAUUUCUUCUCUUACAGCCAAAACGAUUGAGAUCUAUUGUUCAAUAGAAAACUUCAAACUCACUUGGCUUACAUUGUCGCGACCGCUAAUAAUCCGCGUGCAUGCACUAUGUAGGCAUGAUACUCCUUUUAAAUAACACAGAAUGUAAUCGUGAAGAAAAUAGGUGCUUCUCUGCAUUUUGUUUAAGGUGUACUGUAAUAGGCUUUUUUGCCACUGAGUUUUGCGUGCAUAACUGCAUAUCCUGUUUUUGGUCAUUACUGUCUCUCUAGCAUGUGGGCCUAACAAAGUGAAAAGGGGACAUAAGGAAAUGGGCUUAGUGGCAAAGAUGAAUACUUCCCUUCAAUAGAACUACAGCAGAAGGCAUGUGUCAUCAUUGCUUUUGUUUGCCUAGAGUAGUGGACCACCCAGCUAUCUAGUCACUUCCUGACCAAACACUGUGAACAAGAAGCAUCUCUACACUAACAUGGCAUUAAAUCAGCCAAUAAACAAGUCCUCAAUUAUGGCCAUGGCUUGGGGAUUAUUCAGUGAUGGUGCUGGGGUCCUUUCCAACCUCAAUGCAUGUCACGAAUUCUUCAGCUGGACGGCAUCAGUUAUAACCACCAUUCGUUAUCGACAGAGCACCUCAGAGUCGUCAGACAGAGACAAGACAGCUGCACAACCACAUGAUAAAAAGAAAUUUGAUCGGCUGGAGGUUGAUCUUUGGAAGCUGAAGACAACAAUGCCCAAGAUGCUUGACCUCAUUGAUCGGGUCGAGUUUCUAAGCCAUAAGGAACAAGCGGCUGCUCUCCUCCCGGAUAUCAAAGGUGCAGUGUUCGAUGCGGAGGACCUGCUUGAUGAGUUUGAUUAUGAUGUACUUAAGUUGAAGGUUGAAUGCAGCAAGAAUUUGGAGCCAGGUCACUAUAAUGACACCUUUCUGGAAUUCUUUGACAGAUCCAGUGAUUACAUAAGAGAAGUCAACAUAAUUCAAGAAAAACUAGAUCAUGUCUAUAAGCAGGCCAUGGAUAUGGGCUUGCACCAAGCACCGCGGAAGUUUGAUAAAUCAGUUAGGCCAGAAACAACUACCUACUUUAAUUGUGUGGAAAACAUGGUUGGUCGUGAAAAAGAAAUGAAGGAGUUUGUGGGAAAACUAGGAGUUCGUGGACUGAAGAGAGGAAGAACUGAAAACAAAGCAAGAAUGACAGAGUUGCCUGUGUUAUCCAUUGUUGGCAUGGGAGGUGUCGGAAAGACAACAAUGGCCCAACAAAUCUGCAAGAAUACAAAUGUGAAGAAACACUUUGGCCCCAUAAUUUGGACAUGUGUUUCAGAUGAAUUUGACACAAAAAGGUUAAUGAAAGCGAUUAUAGAAGGCCUCGGAGGAGAUGCAUCAUCUGAUAAUCUGAAUGUUCUUAUUGGUAAACUAGAAGAUCGUGUCAAGUCCAAAAAGUUCUUGCUUGUCCUUGAUGAUAUGUGGGAUGAUAUCUUGAAGGAUGACGCGGCAGAGUGGAAGGGCUUGUGUGCAUGUUUGAAAAAUGGUGUUGAAGGAAGCAGGAUUUUGGUCACCACAAGAUUUCCCGAGGUUGCUGAGCUAGUUGGCCCUCUGAAUAAUUAUGUGUUAAAUGGCUUAGAACCUAAGGUAUUCUGGGAUUUCUUCAAAUUCUGUGCAUUUGGACCCACUAGUUCUUGCAACAACCGGGAGUCACUGGAGUUGGAGCGCAUCGGUAAAGACAUUGUUCCAAAGUUGAAGGGUUCCCCAUUAGCUGCCAAGACUAUUGGACGCUUGCUGAGAAUGGAACUAAGUACAAUACAUUGGAAAACUAUAAAGGAAAGUGAACUCUGGGAAUUAAAACAAUCAGAUACUGACAUUCUGCCAGCCCUUCGACUGAGCUAUAUGUAUCUACCGCAGAAACUGAAGAGAUGCUUCUCAAUAUGUGCAAUGUUUCCCAAGGAUCACAAAUUUGGGAAGGAUUUUCUAGCUGAUAUUUGGAUUGCACACGGAUAUGUGGAGGGGCCCCAAGAAGCAUCAACGUGCUUUGAUGACCUUGCAAAUCGUUCAUUCUUUCAGAAAGCAUCACCACAGAGUGUUAAGUACUAUGUAAUUCAUGAUCUGAUGCAUGAUACAGCACAACUAGUCGCAAAGGAUGAGUGCUUCAUUAUAAAGCAUGCUAGUGACCUAGAUAAAGUUCCUUCAAAUGUUCGUCAUCUGUCAAUAUUCACAAAUGGGAAUGUUCAGUGUUCUGAAUUGAAGAGCAUAUUCAACAAGAAAAAAUUGAGGUCUCUGGUAUGCGAUGAAUCAUAUAGCAAAGCAAAAGAUUUUGAGCCUGUGAUAGACUGUUGGUUCAGGGAGCUAACCAAAAUCCGUGUAUUGAGUUUUAAACUUUCUGGAGUACGACAACUACCUGAGAGCAUGGGUAACUCAAAGCAUCUGCGUUUCCUUUCUUUACAUGGAAGUGUUACUUUCAGCACAUUUCCAUUAUCAGUAUGUCGUCUGCAUCAUCUGAAAAUUAUAGACUCUAGCAGUUGUGUGAUUGAAAAGUUUCCUCCAGGCUUCAGUGAUGUCCUCAGCUUAGAGAAGAUCAAUUCAAAUAGUUUUAGUUAUAGCAAGGGCCACUCUGGCAAACUCUGCCUAAAAUGGCGCCAUGAGCUGCAAAGUCUUGAGGGAAUAAUGAAGAUAAUGGAAAACCAGAUGGAAAUGUUACCUCACUGGAAUCUCCAACAUUUGCACGUAAAGAACUACAGAGGUAAAUCUUGCCCUAGCUGGCUCCAGCCCAACCUCCUGCCAAGGUUACGUUCUCUUGAAUUUACGAAUUGUGUCAGUUUGAAGAGCAUACCAUUCUUUCUCCAGUUAGUUGGGUCACUGGGCAAUACAUCACAGUCAGACAACAUUAAUCGUAUUGAAGAGUUGGUCAUAAAAGAAUGUGGUCAAAUCAGUUGGCAAGGCUUGGUGGUCUUACCUACUUCUCUUAGAAAGCUAGACCUUCAGAGCCCGGGCUAUUCCAUGGAUCACUUCGUGAGCUGCUUCCUUGACCUCACCUCCCUCACUUAUUUGAAAAUGCAUGACUGCGACUCGUUGACAGCUAUUCCCCUGCAUGUGUGGAGAAGCAAUCUUCCAUCCCUGGAAGAACUAGACAUUUGUUCUUGUAAUACCCUUACAUCAAUAGUCUCUGAAGCAAGUAGUAGCAGUAGCACCACCAACGGCGGCAUUAAAGGAUUCUCAUCCCUUGCUAAGAUACGUAUUCUUUGCUGUCGGAAAUUAUUGAGCUUGCAUGAAUUCUUCAAGCCAGAUUGUCUACCUGCCGUGAAGACCAUUGAGGUUUCCCAUUGUGAAAAGUUGAUGUCGCUCUCUGUUGAUAGGCUCAACGGGUUGCAGCAGUUAAAAGUUGUAGCUUGUAAGUUGAAUAUGCAGCGGGCAAUGAUAUUACCAUCCUCUCUUAAGAAGCUCAGCUUGAGUGAUUGUCAGGGCAUAGAAUCCAUCAACCUCGCCAAUGGCCAGUUGGCAAGUUCUCCAGUAUUGGAGGAACUUAGCAUUUUGCUCUGUUCAGACCUUAAGUCCAUUGGUGGUGCAGCAGCUGUUGAUAGAAUAAAGAAAGUGUGUAUAAAGGAGUGCCACGAGCUCAAGGAAAUACAACAGCUGCCUCUUUCACUGCCUGGUUGGUACUUCCGAUUAUGAAAUCAGCAAUUGGAACAUCAUGCACGGCGUCAUAAUUGAGAACACGCGCUACGGGAGCCCGUAAUCUCGUUUUCUUUAUAAGAUGGAAUCAGAUGAGAUGUAUGUCGUGCAGGGCUGUUGGAGGAGUGCGAGGAAAACAAAUUAAGGGCACUUUGAUGCUCCAGGAGCUUGCUAGUGUCCUGUAUCAACUAUAGCAGCAGGGCAGAGUAGAAUUUGAGCCUUGAGUAAUGUUUGUGUGUGUAUCCUGCAUUUCUAUUUCCCCACUGGAGCAUGUUCCGGUAGAGAAAUUAUAUUUCCUGUUCCUAUCCAACUUAUUUACCGUAUAUCCUCAUGAACCUACCAAUUCGUUAUUGAAAAAUAAUGUGCGACUCCGAA
Messenger RNA from Triticum urartu, 4341 nucleotides. Lineage: Eukaryota; Viridiplantae; Streptophyta; Magnoliopsida; Poales; Poaceae. The record is from RefSeq and is a predicted model, not a curated record.